CUUCAAUUUUUAAAACAUAUUUCAUUUGAGGGGCAAAUAAUCAACAGUAUGGGGAUACUUAGCGUUUCAUUCAUCUUUUGCUUCUUCAUAUUGGGAGUCACGAGCGGUUGCCGGGUUUUCGCCCCAAAUUUGAUUGAUCCUCAUUGCGGGGUUGCAAAGGAUUGUUAUUACAACGGACAAAAUAUAUUUAAGACCAACAAUGAGUCAUGCAGAAGGGAAAAACUAAAUAAGGAUGGUUUUUCAACAGUAAUAAGGGGAAAAUGCCCUCUUGAUAAGCCACCAUGCUAAAGAAUGAACUCAAAUGGUUUAUUUAGUAUUAAUAAAUAUAUAAGAAAAAUAUAAAUUUAA
Messenger RNA from Drosophila serrata, 348 nucleotides. It is a transcript of the gene Acp63F, whose product is annotated as Accessory gland protein 63F. Lineage: Eukaryota; Metazoa; Arthropoda; Insecta; Diptera; Drosophilidae. The record is from RefSeq and is a predicted model, not a curated record.